AUCUUUUUGUUAUUUUGCGUAUGAUUUUCGAAGGUUGGUUUGUUAAAAGUUUUUAUAAGUAAUACUAAUUAGUUUCUUAAAUAGUUGAAAGUGUAUUUUAAAAUAAGCUGUAAACCGAGAUGACAGCAUUUAAAAUUUUGUUAUUUAUUACUAUAACCAAUUUUGUUGAUAGCCGUCAUAUACAGUUUCAUUUAAACGGAUACGAGUGCUUUUAUCAAGAAAUACGGGAAAAGACAAAAUGUUCAGUUGAAUAUGCACCGAUAAGCGGAUCAAGGCCUCACGUUGACGUCACAAUCGAAGAUCCAAACCAAUACGUUUUUUAUAGGAAAAACCAACAAGAGUAUGAUUUUUACAAGUUCGAAACAAAUGCAACUGGGACAUAUCGCGUUUGUUUCAGCAAUAUUUAUGAUCUUUCAAUGUACAGCAACAUUGUUUAUUUGGACUUUGUUGUAGGCGAUGAAGGAAAUAUGGUUCGCUUAGAUGCCGGAGCUUCGACUACACCUAUGACUCAAGUUGAGACGUCUAUUGUGAACAUUUACGAUGCGAUGAAAGUAGUAGAACUUUAUCAAAACCAUCAUCGUAUUCGUGAAGCAAAUGGACGUUUAGUGGGCUCAUCUUUGAAUGAAAAAGUAAUGAUGUGGAGUUUAGGGCAGUCAGCUAUUAUUGUAAUUAUUGGAGCUGCACAAGUAUAUAUACUAAGACAAUUUUUUUCAUCAAGGAAAGAAGAAAUAUAACUUUAAAAUAUAAUUUAAUGAAACCAAAAAUUAGGUUUUUGUCAUAAAAUGGUUUCUUUUUUUCUUUGAGUUAUAAAGAUCAUUAUAAAAACGAAGAAAAGCCUAUUAUUGUUAUUA
Molecule: messenger RNA, 851 nt
Organism: Hydra vulgaris (swiftwater hydra)
Lineage: Eukaryota; Metazoa; Cnidaria; Hydrozoa; Anthoathecata; Hydridae
Product: transmembrane emp24 domain-containing protein 7
Biological process (GO): intracellular protein transport; Golgi organization; endoplasmic reticulum to Golgi vesicle-mediated transport
Cellular component (GO): COPII-coated ER to Golgi transport vesicle; Golgi apparatus; endoplasmic reticulum
Source: RefSeq, a predicted model, not a curated record